CUUUUCUAGACUUCAAUAUUUUUUAUUGGAUUACUUUCUGAAUAGUCUUAUCAUAUUUAAAUUUAUCGCCAUAAUAAACGAAUGGUUUUUGUAAUAUUCUGGUAGUAUCUUUUUGCUGUCACUCAAAAUAAUAUAAAAUAAUAAUCAUGGUUCGCACUACAAUAUUUUCGAAAUCAAAUUAUCGUCUAUAUAAACAAAAUAUAGCAAAAAAGGUAAACAAUAAUAUACAUUUAAAUUAGAAAUUAAAUAUCAUUCUUACCAUUUAAAAACAUAAAUAAUCACCAUAUUAAUUACAUAAAUGGACAACAUCAAUGGCAUAUCUACUCGGUCAUUUAUUUAAUGAAUGCUCAAUUUGGCUUUAUUAAAUGAUCUAUCAUACAAUAACACUAACCGUUUUAGGAUUUAUACAACUUGCAGAAAAACUAUAAAUUUUUAGUGUUAAAUUUAAAUUUUGAAAGAGCGUAUUCAAUAUAUUUUUUAUAAAAGAUAUUUUUAUUAAAUUAUGUGAUAUUAAUUGUUUUUAAUAUUAAUACCGACAAAACAUGUUUGUUUAUACAUUUUUUUUUGAAAAUCAAAGAAAAAGCUUCCUGUGGGAGGGGAUCAGAAUACUAUCCUCAAAUACUAACACAGUAUAUCUACCUGUCGUUGGGCUUGGCUUCAAUAGUAAAUAAAAUGAGAGAAAAUGGAUGGUUUGAGCAUGUCAUGGGGUAAGAAAAUUGAAGCAGUAAGCAUUGUAAUGAUAAUAAACACAGUUGAAAAUAGAUUAUGAGAAAGACUGAAAAAUAUAUUGUUGAAUGGCAUUAAGAAUAUGUAGACGGUUAGUGUAUGCAAAAUGGGAUAUCUGGUCAGUUGAAAGUUUAGAACGAGGGUGGCCGACCCUUAAGAGUUGGGAUGAAGGCGAAGAAGAAGAAAUAAAACUGCAUUCAUAUAUAUAAUUAAGAUGGAUAUUUUGUUGAUUAAUAAUAAUAUAUAAUUAAUUAUUUUAUAGGUGGCCUGUGCAAUAAAUAAUAAUUCUCCUGAUAUAAUCAAUGACCUGAUGGAUAACCUAAAAGUAGGCAUAGGGAAUUCUAAGAAUGAAAUUGGUUUUCAUAUGCCUCUUGAUAUUCUUAAAAAAUACUCAAAAAAAAAUCAAGGUUCACUAUUAAAUACAAAAAAUAAAAAUAUGAUGAUUUCUGAACUAAAUACACAACAUGUAUUGAUACAUUUAAAUAAAUCUGAUUUUAUAAACAAUAUUCUUAAAAAUGAAAUUGAUAAAAUUCCACAACCUCAUCUACAGAGUUCAAAACCUCGCAUUAUUGAAUUCAGGUAAUGGGUAAGUUAUAUUAUACCACAUUCAACAUGUAUAUUUUAAAUGCUUUUUAUUUUAAGGAGUUUAUUAUAAUGUAAUGUAUAAAUUAUUUCACAAUUAUUGUAGUUCUCCAAAUAUAGCAAAACCAUUUCAUGUUGGACAUUUACGCUCAACUAUUGUUGGAAACUUCAUUUCUAAUUUAACAAAUUUACUUGAUGGUCAAGUUGUACGUGUUAACUACUUGGGUGAUUGGGGACCUCAGUUUGGAUAUACACUUCUAGGACUAGAGCAAACAAAACACUAUAUUUCUAAUAACAAUAUGACAAUAGAGUCUUUACAUAAUGCCUAUAUUCUAGCCAAUAAAAUGGCAAAACAGGACUCUAAUGUUCAUCAGAAAGCCAAAUCUAUAUUUAAUGAUUUAGAAUGUGGUAAAUCUCCAUCACAUAUCAAUCAUCUAUGGACUGAAUUUAGAUCAAUAACUAUUAAAGAAUUAGAAAUUAUUUAUGAAAGACUUGGAAUAGUUUUUGAUGAAUAUGAUUGGGAAUCAAAUUAUUCUAUAGAAAAAAUUCAAGACGUUUUAAAAAUAAUGUAUGAAAUUGGUUUAUUGAAAUCUAAAGAAGAUGGAUCUACUGUUGUAUAUUCUAAUAAUCAAGAAAUUACAAUUUUAAAAAAUGAUCAUUCUACACUAUAUAUAACACGAGAUAUAGCUGCAGCACUUAAACGACACAAAUACUAUGGUUCUGAAGAUCUACUUUAUGUUGUUGAUAAUACUCAAAGUAAACAUUUUUACUUAUUAAAAUCUUUAGUUAAUCAAAUAAAUGCAAAUAUAAAUGUGCACCAUAUACCAUUCGGAAGAAUACACGGUAUGAGUUCAAGAAAAGGCGAAGGAGUAUUAUUAGAUCAACUUCUAAAUCAAGCAAAAUCUACUAUGAAAUUGAAAAGAAAAUAUUCACCAAGUUAGUAUUAAUUCUAAUGUAGGAUAUUCUUUAGUGUUCUUAAUAUACAUUUUUCAGCUACUAAAAAAAAUACAUUAGAUGAUGAUCAAGUUGCUGAUAUACUAGGAAUUUCUGCUAUAGUUAUUAAUGAUUUAAAACAAAGACGCAAAAAGGAUUACAAUUUUUCUUGGGAAUCAGCAUUACAAGUAUUUUUGAUUUGUUUAAUAAUUGGUUAAGUUCUAAUCAAUCAAAGUUCAUAAAUAAAUAAUAUCGGAAUACAAUUAAAAAUACUUUUUAUUUUAUUUAAGGUAAAUGGAGAUACAGGUAUAAAAUUGCAAUAUACCCAUUGUCGUUUAGUAAGUUUAGAAGAAAUGAAUUUCAAUGUAACACUGCCAAAUGAAGUUAUUGCAGAAUGUUUUACAGAAACGGUAGCAAUUGAAUUACUUCUGGAAAUAUCCAGGUAAAUUAGUUAUGAAAAUUUAGUUAUUAUAAUAUAAAAUUAUAUUAUCUUUUUUCAGGUUUGAAGAUAUUUUAACUGAAACUAACCAAGAAUUAGAAGCUUGUAUUUUAGUUAAUUAUUUAUUUAGAUUAUGCAAUUGUAUCAACAAAGCCUUGAAAGUUCUAAAUGUUAAAAACUCCAGUAGUGCAAUUGCUCAACAAAGGAUUUUAUUAUUUCACAAGGCUAAGGAUACACUUAGUUCUGGAAUGAAAAUUUUAGGAUUAGUUCCAUUGAAAUGUAUGUGAUUUAUUAAUGCAGUUAACAAUUUUGUAUAGUGAUAUAUUGCUCUGCUAAUUUUGCCUUGCAAAAAAUAAAUUUAUAACAAGUUUAAAAUAAGCAAUGCAACUUUGUUUUUGAUUAAUUGUUCAAAACAAAUAAAAAUUGAGAACAUUGAAUUAUAAACUGGUUACAUAAAAAAUGUAAAUAAAUUUACAAAUUUUAACAAGGUUUAUAAAUAUUAUUUGUUUGUAUUUUUCACUUUAAAAGAAAUAUAAUUUAGUAUGUAUACAUAUGUGUACAAAAUUC
Cinara cedri is the source of this 3247-nucleotide messenger RNA. The record is from the annotation of a GenBank genome assembly. NCBI's taxonomy places the organism in Eukaryota, Metazoa, Arthropoda, Insecta, Hemiptera, Aphididae.